Molecule: messenger RNA, 4490 nt
Organism: Triplophysa rosa
Lineage: Eukaryota; Metazoa; Chordata; Actinopteri; Cypriniformes; Nemacheilidae
Product: leucine-rich repeat transmembrane neuronal protein 4
Exons: 3
Coding region: 653-2419 (588 amino acids)
Cellular component (GO): plasma membrane
Molecular function (GO): protein binding
Source: RefSeq, a predicted model, not a curated record
AAGGUUAAGCAAUAGUGUGACUGCACCAGUGCUGAGUGCAUCUCACAUACACACAGGCUCUUCUGAAAACCCCCUUUUUGUUACAGAUGUUCGAAGAAAGAACAGCAACCUAACUGUGGCUUACAGACUGCACUAUUUGUGAGCUCCUCAAAGAUCAGCAGAUAUCUGGAAUACAUCACUCAUUCUGCGCACAGCUUUCCAUCCACAGCCUACAGGACAUAAAAAGAUUUUUGGCUUCCUUGUUUGGCUUUCUUUACAGCUGCGCACCUUAUCCGAUGGAGCGCUUUUGCGCAAACCUCUGCAAACUUUCCAGCCAAGCGGAGGCUAUUUUAAUGUAAAGGAUAUAACUGAUACGCACGCGCACGGUCUGGAAAUGUUUUGCUUCGGACAUUCUCAUUAAGCAAAUGUCAACGAUUGUAUAUUUUUUCAGAGCUCUUGCGGUUUUCACUUAGACAUGUUGCUUAAUGGCGCAGCUGCGGGAUUGAAAUAGCGGUCCUGCUGCCGGAGUUUGCCCGACGUUGCCAACAUCUCGGGCACCGCAUCUUUGGGCAGGUGCUCCUUUCUGCCUGUGUUAAAAGACGGUGCCAUGCGGGAUCGGAAAUCACACAUCGGAGGUCUGUAAAACCCUGCUGGAAAUCUGAGUUACGCAGAGAUGGGAUCCCUGGUGAGAUCGCGCUGGCUUAUGAUCCCCCUGCUUGUGCAGGCUUGGCUGUUGGCUUCCCAAGGCCGAGUCCGAGAGAAACCAUGUCCCAGAAGCUGCCGGUGCGACGGCAAAAUAGUGUACUGCGAGUCGAAUGCCUUCCGUGACGUGCCAAAGAAUGUAUCGGUGGGAUGCCAGGGCCUCUCUCUGCGUUACAACAGCUUGGUGAAUCUUCGGGCCGGUCAGUUUGCUAGCCUCAGCCAGUUGGUUUGGCUGUACCUGGACCAUAACUACAUUAACGCUGUGGACAGACAAGCGUUUCAGGGCGUACGAAGGCUGAAAGAAUUAAUCCUCAGCUCCAACAAGAUCACGCAUUUGGAAAACAGCACGUUUCAUUCGAUUCCCAACCUGCGUAAUCUGGACCUCUCUUACAACAAAUUGCAAGUCAUGCAGCCUAAUCAGUUUCAAGGCUUGCGCAAACUGUUGAGUCUCCACGUUAGAUCCAAUUCCCUCAAGACGAUUCCCAUGCGAGUGUUUCAGGAUUGUCGAAACCUAGAGUUUCUCGAUUUGGGCUAUAAUCGACUGAGGAGUCUCACCCGUAACGCGUUUGCGGGACUCCUCAAACUGACUGAGUUACACUUGGAGCACAACCAAUUCUCAAAGAUCAAUUUUUCUCAUUUCCCACGGCUGAACAAUCUCCGGGCUUUGUAUCUGCAGUGGAAUCGAAUAAAGUCAAUAACCCAAGGAAUUACAUGGACCUGGACUUCAUUGCAAAAGCUGGAUCUCUCCGGGAACGACCUGCAGGUGUUGGAUCCCAGCAUUUUCCAGUGUCUCCCCAAUUUGCAGACUCUUAAUCUGGACUCCAACAAGCUUAGUAAUGUGUCUCAAGAGGCCAUAGCAGCUUGGAUCUCUCUCACCACAAUCAGUCUGGCGGGUAACGUUUGGGAAUGCAGUCCCAGCUUGUGCCCCCUUGUGGCGUGGCUGAGAAACUUCAAGGGGAACAAAGAGACCACCAUGAUUUGUGCUGGACCAAAGGAGGUGCAGGGUGAGAAGGUUAUCGAGGCUGUCGAAAACUAUGGAUUCUGUAAGACGACCCCCACUCCUCUCCUUCCAAUGUCCUCCACUGUAAACUCUCAAUCCAAACCGGGACGUCAACCCCAGCCAACCAUGUUCAGGGUGAACGAGAAGGUAACACGCCACAGUCCCGUCGCUCCUUUCCCGACGGUCGGGUCCCCACCUGCUCCUGAACAAGACUUCGAGCAUGUUUCCUUUCACAAGAUAAUAGCCGGUAGCGUCGCCCUCUUCUUAUCUGUGGCCAUGAUCUUGCUAGUCAUCUACGUCUCCUGGAAGCGUUACCCCAGCAGCAUGAAACAACUGCAGCAGCAUUCCAUGGUGCGAAAACGCCGGAAAAAGGCACGAGAGACGGAGCGCACCCUCAGCUCCCCGCUACAGGAAUAUUAUGUGGACUACAAACCCACAAACUCUGAGACCAUGGACGUACUGGUCAAUGGGACAGGACCCUGUACCUACACCAUCUCCGGCUCCCGAGAAUGUGAGGCCCCUCCACAGAUGGGCACGCUGGCGUUCUACAGAUACGAGCAGCCCAUUGUGGACUACUGCCAGGCUCACCAGUCCCUGCACAUGAACAGAGGGUUCGAGCCCUCGUCCCAGGCCCUCGAGGGGCUGGGGGCACGAGAAAGAUGCAGCGUCCCGUCAGCCGGCCUUCUUCCUUCCGUGCCUGCAGCCCCGCUCCCGGACAUGCGCCCCCUACCGCAGUGAGCCGCGCGCAGACUCUUCUCUACGAAUGUCUACUCAGAGGGCGUACGGCCCACCCAACGUGAACCUAAACCAGAUGAGAACAGAGAUAAAUGGGGCAGUGCGACUCGUGUGAACUCCCGGUGGUAUUCUGAGGAGAGGAUGGACUGAGGCUUGCUGUCAUGAACUGGGUUAAAACGCACUUGAGUAUUGUGAAAAAUCGUUUCGGUCAAAUGUAACGGGAUGUUCUUUACAAAAUAUGUUUGCUGAUUUUUAUCCCUAUAUGUUUUGGGCUUUUGUGGCAUCGUCCAAUAAAUGUUUGUGAGCCGAAAUGUCUGAAAUAAUAAAUGAACAUCAAGACCUUUAUUGACUUGACAAAUACCGAGACGUAUACACGAUGUUCUUAAAUGCAAAAUGGUGUCCUUUCGAUUGAACUGAGAAGCAGAGAAAUAAGGGAUUUCUGAGCAGAUUCAGGUGCAUCCGAGCAUAAAAUCUCUUUUCAUCUCAUUCUCUGAUAAGGCCUUUCAAAAGCACCCUUCGGCCCAUGAGCGUAGAAUUGCUUGACAUAAAAUUGCCCAAAUUGAAUUCCACAAGGUGAGGUGGUGAUUUGAAUUGUACAUGAUCAUCUAAACCUCAUGUCGACCUUCAUAUUGUGAAUCCUAAAAAUGGGUUUUGAUCAUAUUUGACCAUGACUGUAACGACAUGUUGUAAGAACCUGUUGUGCAACUAGUUUUACAAAUCACAGACAACGGCUACAUCAUUUAUAAGCAUCUUACACAGACCAUGAGCAACAUCUAUUCAUUUGUGUUUUCGUUUUUUGAGUUUCUUUUCUUUAUGAUCUAUAAAUGCCUGGGUCAUUUCUGUUAUAUGAACUCCUUAAUGAACUCAUUUAAAAGUAUAAAGGAGUAUAAAAAAUUGGGGAAAAAAAGAUUAUUGACAAAAUGGCAAAAGAAAAAAAACAGUCUAACCAGUGCUGAUAUUUAAUAUCAUGAUGAUUUCUGUCAUUUCAUCAAUCAGGAUUGAAUAUUUUAAGGUGUAAAGCAACUUACAGUAUACCACAAAAAAACACAUCACAGUUCAACAAAUCUCUUGCUCUCUUUCUAGAGGAUGAUGUCUUUAAAAAGUAUUUUGUCUUACUAUUUAAAGACGAUUUACUAAACAAACAUAAGACAUUAGAUUAUAAACAUUUGUCAAACCUAUAAAUUGACCAAUAAUACUGUUUAUACUGUACUUAGAAGUGCUUGGUGUACUGCAUAAGAGAAAUGACCCAUCUGUGUUUUUCAAGAAUGGAUAUGUGUUGUGAUGUACUACAUUAGUACCAUAACUGAUACCCGUGCUGAACAGCCACGUCGCUCUUCCUCUUCGACGCCAUCAUCAUCACUGUCCCGAAGAACAUCUACUGGACAUCCCGCUAUAUUUCAGAGAGGCCCGGGUGACCCAUGGACAACUGACAUUCCAGCUGGAACUGUACAAAUAAAAACAGAAGACUCAGAGACACUGCACUGCGAACCGCUUCCUCGACAGGACUCGUCUUGUACAUAUCGUGUAAAUUAAACGAAAGAUGUCUUCGCUUCUACAGAAACACAACCUACAGUAGAAGAGGAGCCUUAUCUUUAAUCCAGGAGGAAGCGUACGCUCGGAUGCGUCUGUGUGUGCGUUAAACCGAGAGAGAGAAUUUAAGAUAAAUGAAAGACGGCUGCGUUAGAAUAUUAGCCUGCUGUUUGAAAAGAGAACAUUUGUUUGGGAAAAUUCCGUCUUUUUACUUUCCUUUGCGAUUUUAAAUAAUUGCAACAUAUGUUUGAUGCAUCUGUCUGCUGGGACGCCAGCGCGCCGAUUAUGAGUACAGUGAUUUUCCAACCGAAUGUUUUUAUACCAGUAUUUAUGUGAAAAAAAGAUAACUAGUAUAUACUUUUUUUUGUUUUACGUUCUCCUGAGCCCCUCAAUGCAAUACUUGCGUCAACACGGCAGAACGUCCGAUUUCUGUUCCGAUGCGAAGAUUGUGAUUAUUUUAAGCAUUUGACUGUGUUUCCCUGUAUCCUAGCAAUGAGGCUGACAUAUUUCAUUUUGUCUAUUAUAAAGCGUAAAAUUUCUUUUC